Molecule: messenger RNA, 1587 nt
Organism: Elaeis guineensis (African oil palm)
Lineage: Eukaryota; Viridiplantae; Streptophyta; Magnoliopsida; Arecales; Arecaceae
Source: RefSeq, a predicted model, not a curated record
CCUUCUCUCCUCCUUCGCUCUCUCCUCCAAUGCCGCUUCCCCCCGCCUGCCUCUCUUUCUCCUCUGCCUCCGGAGCGGAGGACCACACCUCCUCCACCGCCGGUGACCCGACCACUCCUCCUCCUCCUCCCCCACCGCCACUGCGGACCCUCCACCUCUCCUCCUCCACUGCCUCCGACUCCAGCUCCUCCUCCGACGGCCCCGGCGUCACCAGCUCCUCGGCCGACGACUCCGCCUCCCUCCUAACCCUGCCCUCCAUACACUCCCUCGCCCCCUCCCUCCUCGACCACCCUCCCUUCUCCGCCUCCUUCGUCUGCCUCUCCUCCUUCCAGACCGCCGGUGGCGCCGCCGCCGUCGCCGUCUCCACCCCAACCCUCCUCCUCUACUUCGCCUCUGCCGCCGAGAUCUCCGUCUACGACCUCGCCUCCCUCUGCCGCCUCGACUCCUUCCCGGCCGCCCCUGCCGCCGGCUCCGUCAAGUCCGUCGCCUUCUCCCCCGACGGCCGCGCCUUCACCGCCCACCAAGACGGCCUGAUCCGCGCCUGGAGGCGCUCCCCCCGCUCCGGCCGCCAUCGUCUCGUGGCCUCCCUCCCCACCGCCAUCGACCGCCUCCGCCGCCUCCCCCUCCCCUCCAACUACAUCACCGUCCGCCGCCACAAGAAACUGCUCUGGAUCCAGCAUGCCGAUGCCGUCUCCGCCGUCGCCGCCGCCGGCGGCCUCCUCUACUCCGUCUCCUGGGACAAAACUCUCAAGGUCUGGCGCGCCUCCGACCUCCGUUGCAUCGAGUCCGUGGCGGCGCAUGACGACGCCAUCAACGCCGUCGCCGUCGCCGCCGACGGCACCGUCUACACCGGCUCGGCCGAUCGGAGGAUCCGGGUUUGGGUGCGGUCGCCGGGGGAGCGGCGGCACGGGCUGGUGGCGACGCUGGAGAGGCACCGAUCGGCGGUGAACGCGCUCGCCGUGAGCGGCGAUGGCGCGGUGCUCUACUCGGGGGCCUGCGACCGUUCGAUCUUGGUGUGGGAGAGGGAAGAUAGCGCGAAUCAUAUGGUGGUCGCCGGGGCGCUCCGCGGACACCAGAAGGCGAUCCUGUGCCUCGCGUGCGUGGGGGAUUUGGUGUUUUUUGCAGGGUCACGUGAGCGGGGUGAGGUCGCUGGUGGCGGUCCGGGUGCCGGCGGCGGCGGCGGCGGCGGCGGCGGCGGAGGGAGUGGGGGAGGAGGAGUACCGCGUUUGUAGUGGGAGUUUGGAUGGGGAGGUGAGGGUUUGGCGGGUUCGGGUUUGGAAUCACCAAGAAGUGGAAGCAAAACAAGCUUUGUUGUAGGUGUUUUUUCCUUGUCUUACCAUAAUUAUAUAUAUAUAUAUAUUGAUAUUUUUCUGGUCGUGAUGAUAGUGGUGCAAAUUAAGGAGGUUUUUUUACUUCUUAUUCUUCUCAAAUGUUGGGUAGAGUGGGGUCAAAAUUAUAAACCAAACUCUCAACAAGUUUGAGCUGAUUUUCACUUGUUUUAUAACUAAAUUAAGUUGAAUUUUGAGGCAGAUGAAGGUUGUAAAUGAACAACUUGCUUAAGAACAAGAUGUCAAAGGGAUUUAAUAA